CCACAAAAACGCCACACGGUCUAUAACGAUGUAAUGUACUUGCACAGCUAAGAAAAAGAAAAGCAGCAUAAUUAAUCUAACUCAACGUUGAGAUCAACUCAAAGAGCGAGCUUGCAACAACAAUUCAAUUCAAUGGCAGAGAAGCAAGUGAUGGUGGUUGGCAUCGACGACAGCGAUUACAGCACUUACGCCCUCGAGUGGACUCUUGACCACUUGAUCACACCCCCACCCAAUCCUAUCUUCAACCUUGUUCUUGUUCAUGCCAAGCCUUCUGUUUCCUCCUCUGUCGGCUUCGUUGGCCCUGGAGCCGCUGAGGUCGUGCCUAUCGUGGAUGCGGAUUUGAAAAGAUCUGCUAACAAAAUUAUUGAACAAGCUAAAGAUCUCUGCCUCAAGAAAAAAGUAAAUGACAUAAAAGUGGAAGUUUUGGAAGGUGAUGCUAGAAAUGUUCUUUGCGAUGCUGUGGAGAAGCACCAUGCUUCAAUACUGGUUGUGGGUAGUCAUGGCUAUGGAUCCAUAAAAAGGGCGGUUUUAGGUAGUGUAAGUGACUAUUGUUCUCAUCAUGCUCACUGCACUGUGAUGAUCGUGAAGAAGCCAAAAACCAAACACUGAUCUCAUUGGCUUCGUCUAUAGUGCUACAGAAAUAAACGUAAAUCUUUUCAGCAAAAGGGAAAAUAAAAAAAAAUUCAUAAUGCUGUUUGUUCCAUGCUAUGCUGACUUUACGCUUUAAGGUUCAUUUUACUUUUUUAUUUUCAAAGAUAUUACAUAUAAUAUAUGCAAGCACAAGGAGUUUUUCCUUAUCCAAGCGACCCAGGAAUUUAUUUUGUUCAUGAGCGAUUUGUAUAAAUGUUAAUGUUAUAUGCGUGAAUGACUCAUGGAAGUGGCGAUUGGGUCGCAUACAAUAAACUCUUGUUUUUCGGCUAUCAAAUUUAUGAA
This is a messenger RNA of Gastrolobium bilobum, 933 nucleotides long. Its product is annotated as universal stress protein PHOS34-like. Bases 133 to 609 code for a protein of 158 amino acids. Lineage: Eukaryota; Viridiplantae; Streptophyta; Magnoliopsida; Fabales; Fabaceae. The transcript has 4 exons. The record is from RefSeq and is a predicted model, not a curated record.